Molecule: messenger RNA, 420 nt
Organism: Cooperia oncophora
Lineage: Eukaryota; Metazoa; Nematoda; Chromadorea; Rhabditida; Trichostrongylidae
Source: the annotation of a GenBank genome assembly
AUGAAAGCUCUGGUCCUGAUCGGUGCUGCAACAAAUGAUCAAAAACUCCAGGAGAGUAUGUCAGCAAGGAUUUUGGAUCCGCUGGGUCAACGUUUUGCUCAAACUUGCCAACAGCCACCAAGUUCGGAAGUUGACAGUCAGCUUGUAGACCUUAUACAGUGUAUGGAUGGAGUAGCCCGAGCCAGUCAGCCACAUUCAGCCGCUAUACUCUUCAAAUUCCUUAGUCCGGUCCUUGAAAGCUGCGUUCCAUUGAUGAAAUCGCGUUCAUACUCUCAGCCGGUUGUCGCUGCGAUUUUGGUCCUUAUCCAGAAUGUGACCACCAAAGUUUCCAUUUACGUUGAUGAUAAGGAGGACUCCGCCACCUUGUACCGUACCAUAGUUAUGAUUGUGGACGUUUAUCGAUCGGAGCAAGCAUCCAGA